Molecule: messenger RNA, 2420 nt
Organism: Cercocebus atys (sooty mangabey)
Lineage: Eukaryota; Metazoa; Chordata; Mammalia; Primates; Cercopithecidae
Gene: VENTX
Product: VENT homeobox
Exons: 3
Coding region: 24-806 (260 amino acids)
Biological process (GO): regulation of transcription by RNA polymerase II
Molecular function (GO): RNA polymerase II cis-regulatory region sequence-specific DNA binding; DNA-binding transcription factor activity, RNA polymerase II-specific
Source: RefSeq, a predicted model, not a curated record
UCCCUCCGGCCCACCUGGCCGCCAUGCGCCUCUCCUCCUCCCCACCUCGUGGCCAGCAGCAGCCCUCCAGCUUUGGCUCUGUGGACUGGCUCUCCCAGAGCAGCUGCUCAGGGUUGACCCCCACGCCCAGGCCUGCCGACGUCUCCCCGGGGAGCCUCCCUGGCCCGGGCCAGGUAUCCGGCGCCCGGGAGCCCCCUCAGGCCAUCAGCAUCAAGGAGGCCGCCACGUCCUCAGAUCUGCCUGCGCCGGAGAGGACCGUGGCUGGGUUGAGUAAGGAGCCAAAUACCUUGCGGGGCCCCCGUGUCCGCACAGCCUUCACCACGGAGCAGGUCCGCACCUUGGAGGGCGUCUUCCAGCACCACCAGUACCUGAGCCCUUUUGAGCGGAAGAGGCUGGCCAGGGAGAUGCAGCUCUCAGAGGUCCAGAUAAAAACCUGGUUUCAGAAUCGCCGGAUGAAACACAAACGGCAAAUGCAAGAAGUCCCGCCGAACAGCCCCUUCCUGGGGUCUCUCCACGUGCCCCCAGCUUUCCACUCACCGUCUUCUGGCCUUGCCAAUGGCCUGCAGCUGCUGUGCCCUUGGGCACCCCUGCCUGGGCCCCAGGCUCUGAUGCUGCCCCCGGGCUCCUUCUGGGGUCUCUGCCAAGUGGAACAGGAGGCCCUGGCCUCUACGGGGGCUUCCUGCUGCAGGCAACCUCUGGCGCACCACCCCCCAACCGCAGGAAGUGGCCUGCCUGCACCGGGACCAGCCCUGUCCACGGGGCCCUGGGGCCUGUGCGCUCUGCCGGAGACAGGGGAUGCCUUUUGAGGAAGCGCCUCUGACUCUCCCACGCUCACGGUCUGGCGGAUUGCACCUGGCUCCUAUCUGGAGGACUCAGCUGUUGUGUUUACAUCGUGGUGGCGCCUCUCACCCUGACCACACGAAGAUUCUGGAGAUUUCUGGAGAAUAGAUAUAUAUGUAUGUAUGUAUCUCUCUCUCUCUAUAUAUAUAUAUGUAUAUGUGUAUAUAUAUGUAUUUUUUUUUUUUUAAGACAGAGUCUUGCUCUGUCGCCCAGGCUGGAGUGCAGUGGCGUGAUCUUGGCUCACUGCAACCUCCACCUUCCGGGUUCAAGCGAUUCUCCAGCCUCAGCCUCCUGAGUAGCUGGGAUUACAGACGCACGCCACCACGCCCAGCUAAUUUUUUCUAUUUUUAGUAGAAACGGGAUUUCACCAUGUUAUCCAGGCUUGUCUUGAACUCCUGACCUCGUGAUCCGCCCGCCUUGGCCUCCCAAAGUGCUGGGAUUACAGGCAUGAGCCACCACUCCCGGCCCUGAGAAUAUAUUUAUUAAAGCCACCUCUUCACUGAAAGUUACCGAAAGGGUCGGUUUAGGAAGUAAAUGAAGGGUCAGUGAACAGAGUCAGAUGCAGAAGUGGGCUUGUCAUGGGUAGGGCUUUCAGCGUACGAUAAAAGGAUCAUUUGUUUUUUAAGAAGUGUUGGAAAAACUGGUUUUCCAGUUGGAAACAGUAAAGGUGGUAAGCUUUGUGUGUAAAAAAGAAAACCAGGAAGGAUUGGAAGGGAAUGCAGGUGUCGUGUUUACAGCCUUGUGGUUCAAGUCCCUCUUAACAAGAACUCCAAAGCUGGAAAGCAGGAGGGAACAGGUGAAAAUGAAGGCGGGGAUGCUGGGGUCCUGCAGUGUGCUCUGGGCGGUGCGUGAGCCGGGACUGCCCACGGCCUACUGGAGGCUGCUCUUCUCCAGCCCGGGAAGGUGGGGCAGCUGGGACCUGCGGCUGUGCCUGGACUGAAGCUGUCCCGCAGGUCCCCACCCUCCAGCACCAGCUCACCUGCCCCCUCCUCACAGCAGCCUCGGGACAAAACAGAAUGACUCAAGGACAGCACUUCCUGCAGAAGGUCUGGAAGUGCCCAGAAUGGGAGGCUGGGAAGCCCCUCCCGGGGAGAACUCCCCCAUGGAUGGACCAUUCUUGGUGCAGACUCCUGACUGCAUGCGUGGAAACUUAGACAAGUGAGCAUCCGUCCACGUCGCCUCAGAGUGCCCAGGGGGCAGGCAGUGCAGGGCGCCCAGGCGACAGGUUCAGCCUGCAGGACUGCGACCUGUGAAACCCACCCGGGCACCCCAACAGGAGCAGAAGCGUGGUCCUGCGGCCGUGUCCACAGCGAGUUCCACUUUCCCCUUGCUCGCUUCUGCCUUGUUGGAAGUGUUUACAGCUGGAUGUGAUUUUAUAAUACAACGCCAGGUAAGAGGAGAACAGGUGCUGUGCGUCCGUCCUGGUGAGUGACCAUGUGAGGGAAGCCUGGGUGAGGCCCUUGGAGGGCAGUGGCUGGACAGGGGCUCCUGGUGGGGCCUGGGCAGCACUGGUUUGUGGAUGUGGAUUUGUGGAUGUGGAUGGGGGCACAUCCGUGAUAAAAGUACAAGUGCCCCUCGCC